CAAUUCCGACUUUGCUGCUAUCUGGAGCUAUCCCUCGCUUUGUGCAUAAAAACUGCCCACUAUUGCGAUUGUCACCUUUGCUUGGUCUUUUGCUCCUUACUUUGUUUUGUUGUUUUCGCACCCAAACCAAGCCCUCAGAUCCAAGUUUGAACAACGGCAGAGCCAUUGAUCACAUUUGUCUACCCCGACUAAUCUUUGUCAAAUCUGAGCUCCAGUUUCCCCAGGGAAUUUUAAUAGACCUUUAUCCGUCUGAUACACUAGCCCAAUUUCCAGCUAGCCAUAUUCUCUGUUCCGCCCAAAGGACCCUAUACACCUCUCUAUUGAACUAGAAUUAGCCUAUACCCUUACCAUGUUCUCCAGAAGAAAGAGCAGAAACUACUCCCAGGACUCGUAUACCGGAGUCGGGACUGCGCCUCCGGCCAUGGGCCAGGUAAGCCUGAACGCGCUUGCUGCUGCGACUGCCAUUGGCCAAGCCAUGAAAAACAACCAACCCUUGUCCUCCUUGACGCAGCCUGUAGGCCGCACCAACCGCAACUCCUCCAUGACAUCCAAUGCCUCGAACAAGCAGUUCCUUACGAGAUCCUCCUCCUUGAUGCUUUCCAGGCCGCCACGAAUGGACUCCAUUAACAGUGGCUCCUCGAGACAGGGAAUCACGCACUAUGAUAUCGAUGACAGCUACGACAGUGCUAUGCUCGAUGACAUCACCGAGGAGCCCAACAACCGCAAUGCCCGCUUGGCCCCGCCAGCUGUUAUUGGCUCGGCAGCUAGAAAGACCAAGUCCAGGGUUUCGUUCUCAGAUGCCAAUGCGUCUGAGGCUUCAAGGGAUUUGCUCAAUGCUAACCACAAGGUUACCCCGCCGGUCAGAGCUAAUAGCACCAGAAGAGUCACGAGCUCACCGCAGUUACAGAAGCCGGUCCCAAAUGUCGCGGGUCCGAAGAUGAUCAAGAAGUACAUCCCGACGCCGAACGGGCUUGUGUGCGUGGAAGUUCCUGAAGUCGCACCAUCUGCGUAUGAGAGAUCGCACCUUCCGAGAUCUGCUUCGUUGACGUUUAACCCACGAACCCAGCAGAACCACCGGUCGAUGCAGACCCGGAACCUUGUUCCUAACCGCAAUUCCUCAAUCACAUCGAGCCAACGUUCUCUGAUGGCUUUUACCCAUUCGCCACCGGCGUUGAGAAACGGCUCACCCACCCAGCAGCAGCAACAGCUUAUCCGCGACAGGGAGUUUGAAAAAGAAAAACACAGACUCAGAAUGCUUCGCGAGGAGGAGGAACAGAGAUUGUUUGAAGCAGAAAAGCAACGGAGAGUGGCGCAAUUGGAGGAAAUCCAGAGAGAGACUGAACGCGCUCAGCAGGAGUAUGAAAAGAUGGUCCACCAACUUCAUACGACUGAGGAAGCUUCGUCGGAGCAAGGGCUUGUGGCUCCACGGGCGUUGGAAAAUGACGACGAUGCUAGCACCUUGGAAGAGGAAAAGACCUUGCGGGAAGAAACAGAUGCUGCUGGGAGAGCGGUCGCUUUACCGGAGUUCCUCAAGAAGGAUGUUGUGAGCGAUGUCGACGAAGAACCCGCAUCUUUGACUUUUAAGCCGUCUAUUAAUGGUACGGCUGAAACUACGGCAGUUUUGGACUCUAUGGAGGAAAUUCCUCCCGCCCUUGACUCUAAGCCUGCCGAAGCCGCGGUCAAGGAAAUUGACGGUACUGCCAAAGAGAUUGAUGGCGUUGCUUCCGAGGAAGCUAACACGCUUCCUAUUAAUGUUCGUGACUCUAUCACCUCCUCAACGUACGGCACCUUUGACCCUAGUGAUUACACCGAAAGCGAGGAUGACGAAAGGUACAGACGAGUGGUGGCCGAAAUCUUUGACGAUACGAAUCCCGACGAUUUGACCGAUCCGCUCGAUGUGGAAGAGUCACAGUUGUUACAGAACCCUGUUUCUCUGGCCGUCGAGCCAGUGAAGGUACUCGAUUUCAAGGGAAUAGGCCCCGUAAACGGUCUGUCUAUGGCUUCGCAGUUCCGUCCGCAAAUUGCCCAGCAGCAACAGGAGACCCUCCAGCGCACGAUCUCCCCCAGCUUGGUGAUUCCUGCCAGAUCGGAACUCAGAUCGGGCGAGUCUUCCCCUCUGAGGUCCAACCACGGCGGUCAAGAUGGUUCGCCGUACAGAAAGCCAGCGUUGAAGCCAGCGUUAAGAAACUCCCAGGUUUUCGAGACACCUGCACAGAACGCAGCAAAGGAUGCCUACAUUUCGCUUACUACAGCCGAAAACACCCGCAUGAACGCGAACUUGUCUACUGGCAAGCCGUUUGCGAAUCUCAACCCUAACUAUAGUUCUUCGGCCACCAACCUCAGUGUCCACAGCGGUGGAAGACGCGCAAUGCGUCAGUCGGUGCAAGAGCCACCGCUGCUCAGAGGUCCGCCACCAAAGGCUGGCAUGGCUAGCAGAACCAUGAGACCGGUGUCUAUCUCUGCCCCGUUGGUUCAGCCGUCUGGUUCUCCUGGCUACAAGUCCGAAUCCCAAAAGCGUGCUUCUGCGUUGUACGCCAAGGCUAAUAGCAGACCUACCGCCAGGGAGAACGAUGUUCAAUUAGAGCGUAAAUCGUCGUUCGAAAAGUCUGUCGCGUCGAGUAAAGAGUUUAGAAAGUCUUUGAGAGAUCCAAUGGGCCACCAACAACAGCCACAACAACUCAAACAACCGCAACAGGAUCAGCACAGACAGAAGCGAGUGUCGCAAGUGCCGGGUCCGGCUCCGCCGCUCCACCCACAGCAACAGGCCCCUUCAAAGCAAUUUGUGGUGAGCCAGGUGGGUGGUAAUGGCCCGGCCGGUGGUGGCUUUAAGUCCCGUUUUGCGGACUCUGACGACGAAGACGACUUACCAAUGACGAGAAACAGAAGCAGCACCGUUGACUCUGCGGGCGUCAACGGUAAGUACGGUUCUAGCUUUUCUGAUUCGGUAAAGCAGGCAGCUAUCACCAAUGGUUCCUCCACCCAUGGUCGUAGAGCUCCAAACAGAGUCUCCGCAACUGCGCCUACCACUCCGUCGAAAGCUGGAAGGUUUUUCAGCGAAGGCGCUAAUGCCCCCAGAAAGGAGGAAGAGCCAAAGAAGAAGUCUGGCUUCGGGACGAAAUUGAAGAAACUAUUCGGUGCCACCAAGGAUGCGUGAGGACCAUAAAAUUCUAAUAUAAUGUACGAUGGAUAAGAAGCUGAGAGUAGACGGCGUAUAUGCCCG
Molecule: messenger RNA, 3220 nt
Organism: Babjeviella inositovora NRRL Y-12698
Lineage: Eukaryota; Fungi; Ascomycota; Pichiomycetes; Serinales
Exons: 1
Coding region: 350-3154 (934 amino acids)
Source: RefSeq, a predicted model, not a curated record